This is a messenger RNA of Leptomonas pyrrhocoris, 1650 nucleotides long. Its product is annotated as putative rab-like GTPase activating protein. Lineage: Eukaryota; Euglenozoa; Kinetoplastea; Trypanosomatida; Trypanosomatidae. Bases 1 to 1650 code for a protein of 549 amino acids. The transcript has a single exon. The record is from RefSeq and is a predicted model, not a curated record.
AUGGAUGAAGGCAGCGCCUUCGUGACGGACGACGUCGACAACUCACGACGGUCGCGUGAACUCGACAGUUCCUCCCUCCACAUCUCCGCCCUGCGCGAGGACAGGGCAGUGGCAUCCGCGUCUCUGCUGACGCGGUCCCCAAGGAAUACCACUCCAACACUGCCGCAAGCAGCUCCCGCUGCCAAGGAUGAAAGCAACGGCGACACGAACAAAAACUUGUUGACCGGGGUGGGGCGCGACUUCUCUGCCGCGUCCCCGCUUCCUCACGCAAACGGGACGCGGCGGGACGACUCUCCAGCCUCGCAAUCCGGCAAGGUCGAGUUGGUCUCGUCACCGCUGCAGGUCGUGCCGGAGCCGGUCGGAGAGGUCCACAUGAGCUCCGCCAACGCCGCGGCGAUGUCAGGCGCGGCAUCCGUCCCGUCUCCGUCCAGCUUCACCUCACGGCACGCCCCGCUUGUGCCGGAAAACCGGCACGUCGUGAAAGGGGCCGCGCUGCCGCAGCCGCUGCGCAAGAGCCAGCUGCGCGCCGCGCCGACCGGGGGCAGCGACUCCGACACCGAAGAGGAAGGCGGUAACGAGAAUGACGCAGCGAACGCGAACGGAACGGCCGUGGGCCUCGACAGCGUCCUCGAUGCCGAGGAACAGGAAGCGGAGCGGCAGUUCGUGGACGAGUUUGGCUUCGUCAUCGACGAGGACGCGAAGGCGAGAGACGAGAAGUACAUCCGUCGCAUUGAUGGCAAGCAGGUCGUGCGUCGCGAGAUUAAGUGGGCGAACAUGGCCGCGGACUGGAACCGGACGAAUACGAGGAUGCACGCAAAGCUGAAGGAGCGCUGCCGCAAGGGCAUCCCCAGCCGGUUUCGCGGUGUGGCGUGGCAGCUGCUGCUCGGUUCCUUUCAUCAGCUGAACUCUGACGGAAACGCCGGCGUGUUUGUCGCGCUGCGGGAUAAGACACUCGCCGAUAAGGAGGUGGACGCAAUUAUUUCGCGAGAUCUGGCCCGCACCUUCCCCAACCACGUCCUCUUUCAGGACGCCGGCGGUGCAGGGCAGACGUUCCUGCGCAACGUCCUUCACGCCUACGCGGGCAGCGACCCUGAGGUGGGCUACGUGCAGGGCAUGGGCUUCCUUGUGGCGGCGCUCUCUACGCAGAUGGGCGAGGAGGAGUCCUUCUGGGCGUUGCACGAGAUGAUGUUUAAUGAGCGCUACAAGAUGCGGGAGCUCUUCCGACCAGGCUUCCCCCUCCUUCAGCAGUUCUUCUACCAAUUGAAGCGGCUCAUCGCGCGACUGCUGCCGAAGCUGUCGCGGCGGUUGGACGAGUUGGAGAUUCAGCCCUCCUACUACGCCUCACAAUGGUUUCUCACGCUGUUCGUCGCCCACUUCCCUUUCCGCGCCUUGCUGCGCAUUUGGGACAUCUUCUUCUCCGAGGGGUGGAAAAUCAUUUUUCGUACUGGCAUUGCGCUGAUGAAGUGGGAGGAGUCGCAUCUCCUGUCGUUGCCGUUCGAGGAAAUACUGCCGGCGCUGAAAAGCUUGCAGGACAACAGGGACGCUCGCGAGCUGCUGCGUCGGGCCCACCGCAUCAAAUUCAAGACGGUCGAGCUGAACCGCUACGGUGACGAGUACUGGGAGAAGAUCGGGGUCGUUCAUCGGGAUUAG